GAGGUGGCAUUCUCCAGGCUGGGGACAGGGUGGGAUCAGGCACAGGGUGGGAUCAGUGAUCUUUUCCAGCCUCCCUGAUCCUGUGUGAUCCCUGGUGAGGAGCUCCCCAAGCACAGAGCACUGGUUUAUGGUCCAGGACCACAUGUUUGCUCCCUGACCUCUGGCAGUUUUGGGGGUUUGGAGACAAAGGCACCAGGAAUUUUGCUAGAAGUGACCUGCUCCAGAGUGGGAAAAGUGAAACAGGCUGUGAAGGAGUUGGGAUAGUUUUGAAGGAUUCCUUGGAAUAAGUUUUUGUGUUGAGCAGAGUAAAGAGCUUCAUUUUUCUGUGGCAGGGGAGGCUGAGGUUGUGGUUGGAGUGUGUGGGACUGUCUGGCAGCACUGGGGGUUGGUGACAAUGCCAUGAAUCACCUGUUCUCAGGUGCUGAGGUAGAGGUGACACCCUGCAAUUGCAGCAUCUCCCAGUCAGAACAUGGCUGCAGCCCUGGGGCUCAGCUCAGAGCCUCCAGCAGUGAAGGAACAGCCCCCGGGGCAGCAGCAGUGCAGGAACAGCCCUGAGCUCAUCUCAGAGCCCCCAGCAGUACAGGAACACCCCCAGGGCUCAGCUCAGAGCCCCCAGCAGUGCAGGAACAGCCCUGAGCUCAUCUCAGAGCCCCCAGCAGUAUAGGAACACCCCCAGGGCUCAGCUCAGAGCCCCCAGCAGUGCAGGAAUGUGACUUUUGCCAGGCCACCUCCUCUGCUGGGAAGGAGGCAGCAGAACAGAGCCUUCCCCAGGGCUGCCGUGUGGCUUGUGUCACCUCUGUCCCAUGGGCCCAGCUGAGGGCUCAGCAGCACUGUUUCUCCUUGGAGUGAAAUGGAUGGAGAAGCUCCUGAGUGUUUCCCCCCUUUCCAUCCUGUUUUCCUGUUGUCUCUCUCCCCCGUGUGCUGAAAUAUUUAAUGGGGAUAUUCCAGGAGGGCCUGGGUGAACUCCUGGAGGCUGAAAAUGUGGUUUCAAGACCACGAUGUCACCUGGGCUGGCUCAGUGAGGAGCCAACCCCUUCCCCUCAUUUGCCUUCCAUUGUUUGCCACCAGCUGCUCCACAGCAUCUCCAUCUUCAGCAGGAUAUCCACUGCUCUUGGGGGGCUGGAGGCAGCUCUUACACAUUUCCCUCCCUCCUGAGCACCACUGGAAUGGGAUUUUCCUCUCCCCCAGUCCCCUUGAAAAGGAAGGAAGCUGCAGGUGUUUGCCCUCCCUGGGAGGCUCUGGCUGAGACCUGCCUUGUGAAGCUCUGCCUGGUUUUGUUACCUCCCAGGACAGGGUUGGGUAGGAAACUCAACCUCCCACCCACCUUUUAUCUUCCUGAAAUAAUUUAUUCCCUUCUAGGUGGAGGCUGCCGUGGCCUGUAUGACCAACAGCCAACACUGUGGUUUGGCAUCUUGUAGUGACUUGUGCUCCUUCCCUGCUCACAGGGGCAGGGAAUUUCUGUCCAAACCUGUUCCUUUCCCGAGCUGUGCCCGCUGUGGUUCCUGCCGGCAGCAGGGGGAAGCAGCCAGGCCUCAAAGCAGAGCUGCUGCCUCCUGCCACAAGUUUGGAAUUUCCUUCUGUAGUGCCAGUUAUCAGCUGGCUAAACUAGGACACUCUCAGGAAAUAGACAGACGGUUGGAAAAGAAGCUGAAGAUCACACAGAAGGAAAGAAAGUCCAAAUCUCCUCCCAAAGUGCCGAUCGUGAUCCAGGACGACAGCCUUCCCGCGGGGCCGCCGCCGCAGAUCCGCAUCCUCAAGCGGCCCACGAGCAACGGCGUGCUCAGCAGCCCGCACUCGGCCAGCCGCCCCGCCUUCCCCGUCAAAUCGCUGGCGCAGCGCGAGGCCGAGUACGCCGAGGCCAGGAAACGCAUCCUGGGCAGCGCCAGCCCCGAGGAGGAGCAGGAGAAGCCCAUCCUGGACAGGCCUCCGCGGAUCUCGCAGCCCGAGGACAGCCGGCAGCCCAACAAUGUGAUCCGGCAGCCGCUGGGCCCCGAUGGCUCGCAGGGCUUCAAGCAGCGCAGAUAGAGGCGGAGGCGCCGUUCCGCCGGCACGGACACACAGACCCGGGCCUGGGGACCUCCCGGGGUGAUUUGCACUGUGACCCUUUUGCUCUGCCCACUGUGACCUUCAGCCCCACGCACUGUGACCUCCCCUCUCCACCCACUGUGAGCGGCCAUCGCGGCAGGGCUGUCCCCGCGGCCGGGGGACACGAGGGGCCGUGCCAGACUUGGCCGGGUGCAGGGAGUCGUGCGUGUCCCACUCGGGUUGGAGCGAGCGCCAGCAAUAACGUUUGUUGUACUCGAAACCUGGCAUUUAAGGAAAAAAAAAAAAGAUGGGAAGCCUCCCCAGCCGCGCAUGUUGUCCUCAUCACUUCCAGAACGAGUUCUGUUUCCAAGGAUUUUAGGUUCUUUUAUUUGGUUUUCUGUUUGUUUUUUGUAUCUUGGAUCGGCGGAGUGCUUGGGAAGGGUUUGAGCCGUUUGUUUGAAUCCAGAGAGGUAGCUGAGUGUUCCGAGGGGAAUUCCAAUGGAUUUCCAUGAAUGUGAUGGCUUGGGGAUGACAAGAUCAUGCUUCUCCUUCUCCAUUUCCACUGCCAUGGAAGUGAACUCCUGGAUACCCCCAGGUACCUCGGAGUCGGACCCAGUUCACAUCCUGCUCCUGUUAAAGCUUGGCCCCGAUUCCCUGCUGGCUUUGAGGAGAAGCUUAAAAUACAUCCUUUUUGGGUUCUUUUGUGUUUGGGGAGAAGGGAAUGCAGAGUGACCCCGUGCAAAUGCCUGCUGUCCGGCCACAGAGGGCCGGGCGGUGAAGAAUUAGGGAGAUGUGAGGAGGAGGAGUUGGUGGAAGAGGAGAGGCUCCGGCGCAGCUGCGGCUGUGACGUUGGGCAGUGGGAUAUCCCGAGGGGCCAGCCCAGCGGCGCAGGGAUGGUACAAGCUCUCCUGGAAUGGCAGACCUGGGAACCAGACCAGCCUUGGGGAAAGCCUGGAUGAUCCCCCCAUCUCCCUGGAGGCAGCAAGGCUUCAGGGAAGGGAUCGUCCUGCUCCCGCUCCCGGGAAGAGGACAGGGAGGCUGCUGCUCCCCAGGAACGGAGAUGUUCUCCCCUGGAUGAAGCUGAGGAUCACUCGAUAUCAAGGGAUUGGAUGAACACUAAAUGCUUUUCCUGGAGGGCCAGGACCUGGAGACCCGGGUGGUUCCCGACGGAUUCCUGCAUCCGGGUGCUGCCUUCAGUAGAUUUGAGGGGGAACUAGCUAAUCUUGACGUGCACGAAAAGCCAUGUGUGGAAAUGAGGCUGAAAUCCCACAGAAACGGGGAAAAUAGAAACUACCUGUGUAUCCAACCCCCGGAACCUCAAUGGGCUCCUCACAGCUGGUUCCGGGUGGGGCGGGAUUUCCCCAGUAUUCCCCCGGGGAUCCUGGGGACUUCUGGGGGAUCUCACUCAUCCCCCUCAGCCUGGGGGCUGGGAUGAGCUCCGGGAGGGAGCGGGAGGGAGAAGGCCGUCAGCAAUAACUGUAGUCACUGCGCCUUUCCUUAAUUAUUCCUAAAAAUAGCAUCAAAUAGCCAAAAACCUCCCAAAUCCGCCGGAUUUCUGGUGCGGCCGGUCGGCGCCGCGUCGCUGCCUCCUCCAUGGCCUGCACUGAGAUCCCACCUCCGGCACCAAAAUCCCUUUUUCCAGCACUGAAAUCUCCUUCUCCGGCUGCUCCUGCUGCGUCCCGGUGCCAGGACAUGGUGCCCAGGACACGUCCCGCCCGCGGGCAGGGCUCGGUGGCGUUCCUGUGGGAAGCGCCUUCAUCCCGAGGAGGGGGAGGAUGGACGUGGUACCUGCGUUUCCGCCCCCAAAAAAACAAAAAACAAAAAAAAAAAAACGUGCGCCGGAAAGAAAACGUUUUAUAAAUUGUAUUUUAAAUAAAUGUCUUUAAACUUU
Messenger RNA from Haemorhous mexicanus (house finch), 3916 nucleotides. It is a transcript of the gene SZRD1, whose product is annotated as SUZ RNA binding domain containing 1. The record is from RefSeq and is a predicted model, not a curated record. Bases 1381 to 2025 code for a protein of 214 amino acids. Lineage: Eukaryota; Metazoa; Chordata; Aves; Passeriformes; Fringillidae. The transcript has 4 exons.